Molecule: messenger RNA, 965 nt
Organism: Vanessa atalanta (red admiral)
Lineage: Eukaryota; Metazoa; Arthropoda; Insecta; Lepidoptera; Nymphalidae
Product: retinal homeobox protein Rx-like
Exons: 6
Coding region: 1-726 (241 amino acids)
Biological process (GO): regulation of transcription by RNA polymerase II
Molecular function (GO): RNA polymerase II transcription regulatory region sequence-specific DNA binding; DNA-binding transcription factor activity, RNA polymerase II-specific
Source: RefSeq, a predicted model, not a curated record
AUGAGGCUGUGGGCGGGGCGGCGCCUGUCGUCGGAGCGGAGAACGGAGAGCGACGGCGUGGAGCGAUGCGGGGAAUUGAAGAGCGAAGGUGCUCAUUCAGACUCUGAGCACGAAGUCGAGCAUGAGCACGAAGUGAGCACGGAGCCUGAACGAGCAGAGCACGAACCGUUAGAGGCCCUCGACGCUGGACGACCGCGCAAGGUGCGUCGCAGCCGAACCACGUUCACCACGUACCAGCUGCACGAGCUGGAACGAGCCUUCGACAAGACGCAGUAUCCGGACGUGUUCACGAGGGAGGAGCUCGCCAUGAGGCUGGACCUCAGCGAAGCAAGAGUUCAGGUGUGGUUCCAGAAUCGACGUGCUAAGUGGCGUAAGCGAGAGAAGGCUCUAGGACGGGAGCACGCGCCGUUUUUACACCACGAACACGGUGUUGGAGAAUGGGGACCCAGCAUGGGAGUUGGUGUGGGAGGCGUGGGCGUCGGCGCAGGCGAGUGGUGGCUAGGACUUGGCGCACCGCUGUGGCACGACGCGCCACCCGCGGCUGCCUUCAGAGCUUUACUGCACAGGUAUGUCCUGGCUCUGCCUCCACCAGCGCCGAUGUCGCCCGCAGCGCGAUCUCCGUCCCCCGCGCGCUCGCCUCGCCCCGCGCCCCUCCCCGCGCCCGCCCCUCUGCCGUCAGAGCCUUUGCGGCUGCUGCACGACCGCUACAGUCGAGUGCACACGUAACCAGGUGUAAUAUACUACAUGUAAGGCUAUGUGCUCCUGGUACCUCUCAACGCUUGAGAGCUUCGGAGAUUCGGUAUAUUUUUCUCUUGUGUCGAAGGAACAUUAAGCAUAAACGAUUAAUUAAGCAGAUUAUAAAAAUACAAUAACUCCAAUUAAUUAAAAAAAAAAUCUCUUAUAUAAAUCAAAACAUCCGACUACAGAAAAGUUGCAUGAAUGGGGUUAAUCCUCCAAUUUUUAUG